AUGACACAACAAAGUUUUAAUUUUACUAUUAGAUCUGGUGGGCAGACUGGUGUAGAUAGAGCUACAUUAGAUGCUGCCAGAGAUUUCAAUAAAACAAAUACACAUAAAAAAAUUAUUAACAUUACUGGAUGGUGUCCAAAAGGCAGAAGAGCAGAAGAUGGACAAAUUCCAUUAGAACAUCCUCUUAAAGAAACUGAAACAGUAGAAUAUUCUGAAAGAACUGAAUUAAAUAUUAGAGAUUCAGAUGCCACAUUAAUCUUACUUUUAACAAAAGAUGAAAUUGAUAAAGGAACAAAAUACACAAUAGAAAAAGCUAAAGAAUUUGAAAAACCUUAUAAAAUAAUCUACUUUAAUGAAAAUCAUCAAGAAAACAUCAAUCAAGUCCUUAAUUGGUUAAAUGAACCACGUCAAAUCAAUCAUGAAUUUCGUAAAAUAAAUCAUUUAAAUGUGGGUGGUCCGCGAGAAAGCAAUGCUAAAGGAAUUUACGAUAAAGCAGCAUGCAAAUUCCAGAUGAGAGAAAAAAUUUUAAAAAUGUACGGAAAGUGCGCGAAAUGCGAAAAUUAUAACACUCAUGUUGGAUGGUGUCGACCAUGCGAUCCCCAAAGUUCGGUUUGUACAGGGAAUCAAGCAAUUGACGACUUCUUUAAAACAAAUGAACGUAGUCCACCAUUAAAAGUUGCCCUUAAAAAUCUGUCAAACUCACAGGAUAUAUCGAACGAUUUUUUACAAGAGUUAAAUAAAUGGUGUGAUUCAUUUCAUUUCGAUUAUGAUGAUGCAGAAAAUAAAACAGCUCUUGAAAUCAGAAAAAAAUUUGAAGCUGCUGAUGAAAUAAUUCCAGCUUUACCAGAAAUUUCACAGGCUCAUUCUGGAGCUAUAUACACCAGUAGACUUCUCAGUUUUAGAAAUCUUUCGAAACCGUUAAAUUCGAUAAUAAAUCAAUCAACGUCUGAUUCGAAACAAAUAAAUCUUUUUAUUCCUGAAGAUAAAUCCUUUGGGGUUGCAGUUCUUUGGAUUGACAAUGGACCAGUAACAAUGUUAAGUACAGUUUAUAAUAUUACUAGAAGUGAAUCUCGAGUUAAUUGCUGGCGUCAAC
Molecule: messenger RNA, 1093 nt
Organism: Racocetra persica
Lineage: Eukaryota; Fungi; Glomeromycota; Glomeromycetes; Diversisporales; Gigasporaceae
Source: the annotation of a GenBank genome assembly